Pyricularia pennisetigena is the source of this 2664-nucleotide messenger RNA. RefSeq lists its product as uncharacterized. The record is from RefSeq and is a predicted model, not a curated record. Lineage: Eukaryota; Fungi; Ascomycota; Sordariomycetes; Magnaporthales; Pyriculariaceae. Bases 1 to 2664 code for a protein of 887 amino acids. The transcript is spliced from 4 exons.
AUGGCGUCUCUGACCGGCGCAGACCAAUAUUACGUCUAUGAGAAUCGACUUGCGUCUUUUCUCGAGCCUCAACCCGUGGCCAAGAGACGCGCGUCCAACGCGAGCUCCAGGACCCCCAAAACGUUGACAUGGCCGCACAAAUUCCUGCCACCAUUCGAGCUUGCCAAGGCGGGCUUCUAUUUCGAUCCGCACCCAUCAAAUCCGGACAAUGUAACUUGUUUUCUGUGUCACAAACAAAUGGACGGCUGGGAAGCCGAGGACAAUCCGAUAGAAGAACACCUCAAGCAUUCUCCGAGUUGCGGCUGGGCCGUGACUGCCGCAGUUGAGGCCGAGUACGAUGGCUUGGAGCAGGCAGACCCUAGGGAGGCCAGGCUGCUCGAGGCGCGCAAGGCCACAUUUGCAGGAAGGUGGCCAUACGAGUCCAAAAAGGGUUGGAAGUGUAAAACAAAGCAGCUCGCUGAAGCCGGAUGGAUUUACACACCAACAAACGAGUCGGACGACAAUACUACUUGCGCCUACUGCCAGUUAGCACUAGAUGGGUGGGAGGCGGGCGACAAGCCAAUAGAUGAACAUUACAAGCGGUCGCCAGACUGUCCUUUCUUCGAAUUUAUCAACAGCAGGCCACCGCCGAAGAAGACGAGAGCAAAGGCAACUAGGGGCUCCAAAGCAUCGCGAGCUUCAACGCAAUCUGCUGCCACAGCCGCCUCGGAUUUGACGACUGUUACCGAUAUUCCUGCCGAUUAUGAUGACAGUGUCAUGACAACAGCCUCAGUAAUGACCCAGAACAGCAAGAAGACUAUCAGGACGAAGAAAGCCCCGGCAGCCACAAAAGCCCGGAAGACUCGUACCAAGAAGGAAGAGCCUGUAGAGAUCCAUGAAGAUGUUGAACCUCAAGACGAGGAGAUGCCACCACCACCACCACCACCACCACCACCACCGAAGCCUGCCAGGGGCCGCAAGAGAGCAAGCGACUCCAUGGAAGACUCAGCCAUGACGAACUCGGAGGCCCCAGCGCCCAAGAAGCGCGCAACACGCGUUCGUGGGAGCCAGAAUCCAGAUGCCUCGGUCCUCACGACGAUCUCACAGGCUGAUGUAGAGAUGGCAGAAAGCACCACGCGACCAAAGACUACGAAUGGGAAGAAACGGGCAGCUGCCGCAACAUCUACCAAGGCGACUAAGGCACGCAAAGCAUCGGCCCUGUCGGUGGCAUCGACCGCAUCGACCGCUUCUAUGCGACGAACCAAAGUUCCCGCGGAUGAUGAGCUGGACCGUCAAUUGCAGGAGGAUCUCGACAGACCGCUGACUGACGAUGGAGACGUUGCAGCUGAUUCCGACUCAGAGAGGAGAAACGUACCUGCUGCGACUUCGAAGGCUAAGGGCAAGAAAGCCACGUCGAGCAAGGGCUCCGCCACCACACAAGCACCGCCAGAAAAGCCCGAGGAGAGAGAUUAUGAAAUGUUUGACCCCACGCCGGCUCAGUCAGACGAAGUGGCUGUCGAGGCUGACCUCGAAGCAUUGGAGGACGAAGUUUCAGUGGCUCAAGAGAGUACGGAUCUUGCGGUGCCCAAGAAGGGCAAAAAAGCAGGCGCACGCAAAGUCUCCAAGCAGACAAAGAGGGCAAAGGAAUUAACGCCAGAACCCACAGUCGAAACGGCUAUGGAUCUGGAUUCAGAAGAUCAGCCUAAACCUGCAUUAUAUGAUCCGGACGUGGAUGAGCUAUCGCCUUCUGCCCAGUUGAACGCCGAGGUGGACGUUUUCCACGAUGCCAGCGAGGUACAUGAUUCUAGCACCGCCACAAUCGUCAAGAACGAGGCGCCCCCAAAGCGUGGUAGAGGUCGUCCUAAGAGGUCAACGUCGUCGCGAUUUUCUUCGAGCAGUCAGCUAUCCCGCCCAUCUAUCAAGCCCGGGCCGUCGCCUCUGUCGGAACAGGAGCCUUUGGCGUCUUCGGUCGUCGAUACUGGUCUCACGCGUCAGACAGGGGCAAACAAAACACCAGAGCCUGUGCUUGAUUCUCCUGAUGAAGCGCAAGUUUCCCCAUCGCCACGGACGCAAAAGCAACAAUCUCUCCCACCCGUUGGACGGUCAGCAACACAAAAUCAACCAAGCCUUCCGCCACCCGCCACCCCAUCUGCUAAGCAAGCUGUGCUAUCACCAUCUCAAUCGCCCCAGUCAUCUGACGCCGAGAAUCAGCCGCCUUCUUCCAGGCCACCUGCAAGUGCCGUCUCCAAACGUGUGGUACUGGCACCUGCAGCCAGCAGCGCCCAAAAGCCACACGAUUUUCCGGUUUCUACUCCCGUGAGAAGCACAUCUCCAAUGAAGAAACGCGAUGGCGGUAACCCCCGGCUCAUAGGUGGGCUUCAGAGUACGACGCCAUGGACAGCGGUGGAUAUCGAUCUCAUUUUCGCAAACCAUGACAGCCUGAUUGGAGCGGAUGAUGAGAACAUGGACAAGGAAGACACCAGCUCAAGACACGCUCACAAGUUCCUCACUCAAGGUGGUGACCUUACUUCACCUGAGAGCCGGAUGACGGUUGAGGAGUGGAUAUAUCAUAACGCCGGCAGGGCCGAGCAGAAACUCAAGCACGAGUGCGAAGCCCUGGUCAGCUCAUUUGAAAAGGAGGGGACGAGAGCUAUGCGGGUUCUCGAAGAGCUGGUUGUGGAGUAG